AAACCCCUAUCCCCUCCUCUGCUCCUUCCCCCACUCUCGGUCAGUCACCUCCUCCUCUCCCCAAGCUCGCGACCGUCCAUGGUGUUCGCCGCGCCGGCAGGGGUGGGAGGCCGCCCCCUCUCCCUCGCUCUCCCCGCCUCCAGCUCGGCCCCCUUCCUCCUCCGCGACGGCGGCGACUCCCCGCAGCGUGGGAGGCUCCGCCGCCUCACCUUCCCACGGAGAGGAGGCGCCAGGGGAGAUAGCCGGGGGAGAUGGAAUUGCCACAUAACUCGCUGUGCCGGCGAGGCGAAUGUGGUGACCGAGGAUGAUACGGCGAAUGUUUCUGCUGAUGCCGCUGCGGACCAAGCCGCCGAUGCCAUCGGCGAUGGCGCGGAUGUGCUGGAGUCCUUGAACCCUGACAACGCUGAUUCAGUUGCCUGGAUAAAGCAGCAGCCUCUCCCUUAUCCUUCAGAUGCUCUGGAGCCAUACAUAAGCAAGGAGAUGGUGGCGCAGCACUGGGGAGUUCACCAGCACAUGCACGUGGACAGGCUCAACGGCAUGAUCGGCGGCAGCGAGUGGGAGCGCAUGUCGAUUGGGCAGAUGAUGCUUGCCUCGUUCAACGAGGGCAGGGAGCCACCCCACGCUCCCUUCUUCCAUGCCGCACAGGUAUGGAACCAUGAUUUCUACUGGCGAUCGAUGAAGCCUGGCGGUGGAGGCAAGCCCCCCGAACGGCUUCUGAAGUUUAUAAACAGAGACUUCGGAUCCUAUGACGGCAUGAUCAAACAAUUCAUGGAUGCCGCGCUAACUCAGUUCGGUUCUGGAUGGGUUUGGCUUUCUUACAAGGGAAGCAAGUUACCUCAUGUGAAGUCAAAAAGCCCAAUCCCAUCUGACAACUAUGGUAGGCUGGUCAUCUCAAAGUCUCCAAAUGCUAUCAAUCCUCUUGUCUGGGGCCACUCUCCACUCCUUGCGAUUGAUGUUUGGGAGCAUGCCUACUACCUGGAUUAUGAGAAUCGAAGGGCUGAGUACGUCUCUGCAGUUCUAGAGAAGCUCGUGUCAUGGGAAAUGGUGGAGUCCAGGCUCCGGAAAGCUGUUCUGCGAGCAAUAGAGAGAGACGGCCACACCAGCCCGAAGCAGCGAAGGAAGCAACUUCUGUCUCAGGCUAGAAGCCGCGUUGGGGAUGCAAGCACCAGCGGUGAGGCAAGAAGGCGACCAAGAAGUAAGGAUCAGCAGGCCCCUUCCAGCGUGACAAUGGUGCCAGCAGGCGAGGCAGUACCGAACUGAGCCAUGAUCCCAUGAGGUUGACAACCAGUAGCACGGGUAGGCAGCUAGAGCAGCAUGUCCAAAAUCCUCUAGAAUGGUAGUCUCUGAAGAACGCGUGCACCGCACUACAGGCGUCACUUUGCUUCCUGCUGACCGUUGUAGCACGAUUUGCACGCAGUAGUUUUUGUCGAUGUUUGUCGAACAGGAGUGUAUUAGUAUCUCUGUACCGCUUGAGCAACACGCAACAAUGCUGGAUAGGCUGAAUUUUGGUAAGUAGCCUCAGGGUUUGAUGUCCUGUAUUUGUUUAGAGAUAGGCUUAGGAGGUAGGCACUUGGGACUCUGGUCUUUGUAGAAGAGGAAUCAGAGUUUCUGUCCCCUUUUGGAUCAUAAAUAUCAGCAAUUUCCUUUUGAUGCUCA
Messenger RNA from Triticum urartu, 1656 nucleotides. RefSeq names its product superoxide dismutase [Fe] 1, chloroplastic. Gene Ontology annotation, biological process: superoxide metabolic process. Lineage: Eukaryota; Viridiplantae; Streptophyta; Magnoliopsida; Poales; Poaceae. Gene Ontology annotation, cellular component: chloroplast nucleoid. Gene Ontology annotation, molecular function: metal ion binding; superoxide dismutase activity. The record is from RefSeq and is a predicted model, not a curated record.